This is a messenger RNA of Drosophila arizonae, 1933 nucleotides long. RefSeq names its product lysosome-associated membrane glycoprotein 1 (gene Lamp1). Lineage: Eukaryota; Metazoa; Arthropoda; Insecta; Diptera; Drosophilidae. Gene Ontology annotation, biological process: establishment of protein localization to organelle. Gene Ontology annotation, cellular component: plasma membrane; late endosome membrane; lysosomal membrane. The record is from RefSeq and is a predicted model, not a curated record.
UAUUUAAUGUCAUUUCAUUUUUCGUUGUGCGCAAUAAAGUGAGCUCCUAGCAGACCAUAUAAAACGAAUAUCUGCUAAAGCAGAAGUGGCAGCUUGGAAAAAAAGAAAAACUAGUCGACUCUGCUUUUACGUUUUUACCAACAUAUUCACAUUUAAUCAAGAAAAGUUCGACCAAAUACGCAGUGUAAAACUCGACGGCUAGACGAAUAGGAAAUUAAAUAUGUUUGGGCAUAAGUUUAUAGUAUGCACGACUUUGCUCCUGUUGAGCAGCUCUGUUUACACGCAGUCGCUGUCGAUGAGCUUGAAAGAUGCCCAGUUUCCCGAGCAGGAAAAGCCGUUGACAUCGAGCAGCAGCAGCAGCUCGACUUCUACAACUUCCACUACAACCAGCACGACUAAGCCGCCCCCAACAAGCAGCUCGAGCAGCACUUCAACAACAUCCAAAACAACAACAACAACAACCACAACUACUGUCGCCCCAACCACCAGCACCACUGUGGCACCGAGUACCUCGACACCAGCGCCAGUGCCAACCACUACGCGCAAGCCUCAGCCAUAUCCAGAUCCAACUGUGGGCACAUGGAACUGCUCCUGCAUUAUGCUCACCAUGGCAGCUCAGCUCAACUUUACCUAUGAGACUAAGAGCGGCAACAUGACCAACGGCUUGUUCAAUGUGCCCAGCAAUGCUAAGUUGGAUCACUGCUUGUGCGACAGCCCCAUCACUCAGUUCAUGCAGCUGAAUUGGGGUCCAGUUGACGGACAGGAAUCGUUGGUGCUGCAGCUGGAGAACAAGAAUAAAUCUGUCUCACUUACCUUAAUCAAGGUGGUAAUGCCACUAUCCGCUGCUGACUUCCCCGACGCUAAGGAGAAUCAGACCAUCCAGUUGAUACACCAGAGCCCGAACACGGACUUCAAGACGCCCGAGAAGAUGUCGUACCAUUGCACACGCGUCCAGAAGCUCAACAUGACGGAGACAAUCAGUGGCAACAACAUCAUUGGCACGAUCAGCGUUAGCCAUGUCCAGGUGGAGGGAUUCCGCAGUGCCAAUGCCACUGGUUUCUCCUCGGUGCACGAUUGCGACAGCUCGGAGACCUCCGAUGUGGUGCCCAUCGCUGUGGGCAUCGCCCUUGCUGCUCUCAUUCUUGUGGUUCUCAUCUCGUAUCUGUGUGCGCGUCGUCGUUCCACCUCUCGCGGCUACAUGAGCUUCUAAGCUGAAGCUAAACAAGUUAGCGAUAGAGAAGGCGAGUAGAGCAGAGAGACAAAGAGAGAGAGAGAGCAGAAGGAGAUGGAGAAAUAUGCAUACGUAUAUGUUUUCACAUGAAUAGUGUCCAGGCAGUUGCAGCAGUUGUUGUAAGCGAGCGAGGGUUAGUUAGUGCGUUAUAAUCAAGAGAGAGUUGUAAGAUUGAUUUUCUAAUUGGCUGAAGAGUGAGAGGAAACGAGAGGACACUGUACGAGGGAAAGUAAAACAGGAUGCAAAUAUUAGAAAUUUUGUAAAUUUGUCUAGCGAUUCAUAUAAUUUUAUCUUUGAUUUUGUUUUGUUUCAAUAUUUAUUGUCUAAAUUUAAAAAGGGAAAUAUCAAAUUCUAAAAAAAAAAAAAAAACAAUUCUGUGUGUACAUGUGAGCGAGGCAUUCUUAAACUUAUCCGUAAUCGUAUCAAAUUAUCAAAUUAAAUACUUUUAUCACAUUUUCUACAAAACAAGCAACAAUUUAAAUUCACACAAUAUGCGUAUUCAAGCGAUACACAAAAACCAAAAGUAAAUAGAACACAUAAAUAUAUUACUCAAUUCAACGUCGAAAGGUGGGAAAAACGCGUGCGAGCAGAAUGAGAGAGAGAGGGAGAGGGAGCAAUUAAGAAAUACGACACUGUGGCAAGUAACGGUUAUUACGUAAAUGACAACAACAAACAGCGAAAAGCAGAACACUAAAUAUUUUA